Molecule: messenger RNA, 4614 nt
Organism: Zonotrichia albicollis (white-throated sparrow)
Lineage: Eukaryota; Metazoa; Chordata; Aves; Passeriformes; Passerellidae
Source: RefSeq, a predicted model, not a curated record
AUGCUUAUAGACCCUCUGGUGCUGAAGAAGAAGCUCAAUAGGAUGGCAACAGAGCAAGGAGCCUUUGUUGUUCUCAGCAGCCUGCUGCAAUACGUCACUGAGCUCGCAGCCGGCGAUCUGCAGAUCAGCAACAAGAGGACAAAAUGGGCAGAAGGUAAAGAAAACCAGGUGAGCUCUAACCAGCCAUGUCCAGAUCCAGUCAGCGUUCAGUAUCCAACCAGAUUUCAGCUCUUGCGGUCCAGGUUUCUAAACACCAAUCGUGAGCCAUACACCAAGAAGAGAAGAGAAGUCGGCAAACUGGUCAUUAAAGAGAAGAUGUGGGUGAGCAGGGCUGGUAACAAGCUGGACAGAAGCAGAGACAGGAAGGGAGAUGGAAAAGCAGUGGACGAGGAUGCAGACACAGCACCCAGCGAUAGGGCAAGGUGGACUAGUGUGACUGGGAAAAACACAGUGAAGAACAUACUGAAGAAAUUUUUAGCUGCUGAAGAAAAAGAAGCCAAGGGGGAGUCUCCCAGCUGGAAAAAGAAGGGAGCAAACAGUAGUUUGCCAAAAAUAGUCAACAAGAAUUCAGUCUUGUCCAAACUGAAGGACAAGUUUGAACAAAGCACUCUCUGCUCAGCUGCAGAGGUGAAAGCAUCGCUCUUGCGCAAAGGUGAGAGAAAGACUAAAAACUUCCCCAGCAGAAAAGCUAUUCAUAAGCCUGAGGUCAGAGUGCUGCGCAUGGCAGCGAUGACAGCCACAGGUAUAAAGAGUCCAGAGUCCCAAAAUUUAGUGUGCUCCAUGGUUCCAGUGCCCAGAUUCAGCAUGGCUACCAAAAUUAACCAUCCUUGGAGCUGGUCGAAAAAUAAUGCCACAAAGCAGCCUUUUGGUCAUGGCACACUGCUGAGGGAAAAGGAGGGAUCCACCAGAGACCACAGAGAGAACAAAACCCUGGGAGAUACAGCACAGGUCAGGGAGGACAAAGAAGAGUUACUAGUGGCACCAGAGGCCAUGUCAGAUGCAAAAGACUGUGCUGAGGGUAAAAUAGAUUCCACAAAACAGGAACCCAACUUUCACCCUGUUCUAAAUAACUCUUCAACUACUCAUGAAAACAAAGCUCUUGCAGACUGCAUUCCCCCCUCACCUGAAUGUGAAAGGACUAACAUGCCAGCUGGGCCUGACACAUCUUCACUAUUGGGAACUACCAAUGCUCUGCAACAUGUGAAAGAAGACAGCCCACCUUCUGACUCACCUGACUCUGGCACAGCUGAAGGAUCCCAUGAACAAAGUCCUCAGGAUACUACACCAGGAGAGAUUCCUGAAAUAUCUCUGUAUGUAUAUGGUUCAGAUGAAGAUGACACAGAGCUCACAGAGCCAGAAAAAGAUCCUUUCUUUGCAGGCCAAAAAUGUCUUCCAAAGCAGAAAGCACUGGACAACAUGCUGCCAUUUUACUCUCCAAAAUUUUCAGCAUCUUGUGAAGUUGAGCCCUCAAUGGAUGAUCAACAGCUAACGGUCCUAAUACCAGCUUCUGGCACAAAGCCACCAAUAGAGGCACUGGAUUUAAAAGGCAAAUGUUUUAAGGAAGCCAAAAAAGAAGCAACAUUUCACAGUGAAGACAAAAUGUCUUCUACUUCCAGCAAAAAUGAUAGUGAGGUCCCAAAUAUAGAGGAGGAGGAAAAUAAGACACCCAACAGCCAAAUGCAAAAUGAAUUAAAAACCAUGCAGCCUCAGGCUCCUCAAAUGAAUUUUCGCUCACAAAAUAAUUUUAAUGUUUCCAGUGGGGACAUGCAAGUUCCAGACACAAAUCAGAACAAACCUACACUCUCCUCAAAUGAGAGCCUGGAGCCAAAGCCUGGGGCUGCAGCAGAAGAAGACACCUCUUUUCCUUUGGAAAAGACACAAAGCCCUUUGCCAGGUGAUGUUGUGAAGCACAGUUCCUUUAUCUCAGAAGAAGAUUUUGGGAAGGACAUAUUGUCUUCAUCAAAUGAAGGGAUGAACUAUGCAAACAAUCGAGCCCUGCAAAGGAUUUCCUUAACUGACCUGGAGACCUGCCACAAGCCAUCUGAAUCCUUCAUUGAGCAUGAAGAGGGCACUGCAGAUGAGAUGCCCUGGCCUGACUCUGAGGCAUGGCAGUCACCCUUGGCAACCCCUUCACCAAUAUCGAUGAGUGGGAUUGCAGGACAAAGUAUCCGUGGCACUCUUAGAAAUCCUCCUGCACUUCCACCUCUUGAUCUGGAGGGACAGGGAGGUGGUGCUGUGGAACAUGAGCAUGACAGCCACGGCUGCGAGAAGCAUCCACACCCCCCUUCAGCUGAGUUGACAAGUGGUGGGAAUGACACAAUGCAGGAGAAGAAAACCAUGCAGGAUUUUAAGAACCAAGCACUCUUCCCAGAUGAUGCAACAGAAAAUGAAAACUCCACUGACAAAGAGACAAAUACAUGUCAGAGACUUGAAAACUGUCCUUCACAUUCAACCACAAAGCCAGGAAAACAUGAAAAUAAAACCACACUAGCAGGAAAUCCCCUAUUACCCUUGGAGAAGAGCCAAACACCAAUAUCAGAUGAUACCAAAAAGCAAGAAUGUGGUAUGCUAGAAGAGAACCUGAUUCCUUCAUCAACUGAAUUGGUCUCAGACCAAAAGAAGGAUGCAAAAAGUAGAAAUAAAAUAUCUGAACACACAAGGGAUAAGCUCUUCUCCUCAGAUGAUGACAUGAAGAAUGAAAUUGAUAGCGUGGAGACAGAGAAGAAAGAAGAGAGAAAUGUCUUGCAUAAAUGGGAGCAGGAACAAGUAUUCACACCAAGUGAUACUGUGGACCGUGAUAAUAACUCUUCAAAGGAGAAUGAUGCUCAUAGUCUUCAAACAUCCCAGUUACCUUCAUCAGAGCAUGAUACCAACAAUCAAGGAAUGAAAAAUACUGGAGAGAGUUUGGAGAAUCUAGCAUCUCCAAAAGAUUUUAUGAAACAUAAAGAGGAUGUGACAGGAGACAAAAACAUCUAUCACAAUAAUAGGAAAAAACACCAGGACCCAUCAGAUGUGCCAAUGAAACAUACAAAUGAAGGGCUACAAAAUGUCAAGUCAGACCUCAACAAUUAUUCAAUGCCACCAAGACAUACAAGUCAGGACAAUAAGAUGGCCGAUGAGGACAAUACUUCUCUAGAGACACAGAAACAGAUGCCACCAGGUGGUCUUGUAAAGCCUGAAACUAAGCCAGACAAAAAAGAGACUAAACAUACCUCUGAGAUGUUCCAGUCACCUUCUUCAAAGAAAGUGCCAGAUUCUCAAGACAGAAGCUCUUCAGGAGAGAGGAAGCAAGAGACACCAGUGGCAGAAGACACUGGAUCACCUGAAACAGAGGUUGUAAAAGAGGAUAUUGAGCAGCAGUUUUCUGGGAAGCACCAGUUUUCUGGGAAGCACCAGCUACCUCCACCAAGAAAAUCAGAAAUGCGUGAGGAAAAUAAUCCAGCACUCAAACAGCAAAUGAGAUUUGAAGAUUUUCUGACACCUGAUACAAAUACUGCAAAAGAGAAAGAUGAACUUCCAAGUUCCAGGAAGUGUUCAUCAGUACCACCAAAAACAUUGGCUAAGCCUCAAGAAAAAAUUACUGCAGAACAAAAGCAAAAAACAUCAGAAUCUUCAGGUUUUAGGAAGCCUGGUACUAAUUCUGUAAAAGAAAAGGAUGAAGAUCCAAAUACUGAGAAGCUGCCUUCUUCAAAUGAAGUACUGAAGCCUCAAGAAAAAAGUGCUUCAGGAGAGAGGAAGCAGAAGACACCAGCAGGAGAGGACAGCACGUCACCUGAAGAAAAGGAUGUAAAAGAGAAAGAGAAAGAUGAAUACCAAGCUUCUGGUGACCAUCCGUUACCUCCUUCAAGUAAAUUAUUGAAGCCUGAGAAAAAUAUUCCAGGAGGAGAAAAAACAGAAGCUGUAUCUGAAAGUUUUACAAAGCCUGAUGCAAAUGCUGUGAAAGAUAAAAGCAAAGAUCCAGCUUCUGGGAUGUGCCAGUCCCCACACUCAGAUUUGCCCGUGAAGUCUGAAGAGAAUAAUGCCACAGUCAAAAAGAAGCAUUUGCCACCACCACAUGAUGCAAAACCAACGUGUAAAACUGGUAGUGGAGAAAAGAAGAGUGAACCUGAGAGAAGAGAGAAAUACCAGCUAGGCUCUUCAGCUCAGUCAGAGAGGCACAGCAAUGAUGGCUCAGGAGAGGAGGACCCUCUGGGUGAUUUCAGAAGCUAUCAAGCUCCAUCACCAAGCAAUGGCAUAAACUGUAAAAGCAGUGCUGUCCCAAAAGAGACCAGUUUGUCUAAUACAGAGAAAUCCCCCAAAUCAUUCUCAUCAUCACAUGUUGCAUCAAAAGAUAAAAUAAAUCCUGCUGGAAACAGAGAAAAGCAGCCUGGAUUUAAGAAGUACAAAGCACUCUCGUCAAAGACUUCGGUGAGGCAUGAGAGAGGUGCUGCUGAAAGGGAGGGGAGUGGGCAGGCAGCUGGCAAAACCAGUGAGAAAAAGGCAGAGCUGGAGGACUGCUCUAAAGCAACACCAUUCUCAAAAUACACAGUGGAGAGCUACAGUGAAGGAUCCUUAGAUUCAGCUUUCAAACCAUUGAUCAUUAGAGUAACUGACACAUUUAAACAUCACAGCUAA